CUACGAGUAUAUUAAAAUCACAAAUAGAUUCGGUAUAAACAUUCUCAAAAACAUAUCUUCGCUUACAGAAGGAUUAGGACGGUCGUUGCAGAUAUGAAACGUGUAGGAUACUGGAUAGAUGUAAAGAGAAACGAAGUACCCAAUUUAGAAGAUCAAAAAGAAACAUUCAGAAAUGCUGGUAUAGAACUUGUAAGAUUAGAUAUUGACCAGCCUUUAACAGAACAGGGACCAUUUGAUUUGAUUCUACACAAAUGCAAUGGAUUGUUAGUUGCAGCAGACGAUGAUAAUUCCACUGCUGUGCGUCAAAUUAACAAUAUAAAGGAUUACAUCAGGGAUAAUCCUUCUUGUAUAUUAGUAGACAAAUUUGAGCAUAUACAACGCCUGUUAAAUCGACAUUACCAGUAUCAGUUGGUACACGACCCUUUGUUAAAUUCUGGUUAUAAUGUGUUUGUUCCUUCCUUUGUAAAUUUGACUACAGCUGACAAAGAUAGCAACAUGUUAGUACAGAAAUUAAAGGAAGCCAAUGUGAACUAUCCUUUUGUCUGCAAACCUAUUGUUGCUCAAGGGAAUAACGAUUCACACUCGAUGUCAAUUAUAUUUGACGAAAGCGGUUUAAAAGAUAUUAAGACUCCUUGUGUUGCUCAGUCUUUCAUAAACCAUAAUUCAGUUUUGUAUAAAGUUUAUGUUGUUGGUAGUGAGCAGUUCAUAGUUGAAAAGCCAUCGGUCAAAAAUUUAUCACCGAACGGUCAAGAUACAAUUAUAUUUGAUGCGUCAAAGCUAACCCGUUCAAAUUCUCUGACUGAUUAUGUUGAAAAUGAUCUCAGUAAAACUCGAGGUACUCCAGAGGAUGUCACAAUUAAAGAAAUAUGUCGGAUAAUACAGCGACAGAUUAAAAUGGAUUUAUUUGGUUUCGAUGUCAUAGUUGAUUGUGAGAAUGGAAGACAUGCUGUGAUAGAUAUAAAUGCUUUUCCAGGAUAUGAAAGUGUUGACAGCUUUGGAGAAGUAUUAUGCAAUCAUCUCAUGAAUUUGAUGUCCUGUGUUGAAAGCGUAUCAGGUGAUGCGAUACAAUAUUCUGAUGCUGAAAAGGCAGGACAAAACGAACCAAACACAUUACAACUUUGUAACGAGCAUUGAAAGGUGCAUAAAUGUCAGAGAGUAUAACGAAGGAUCACAGAACAAUUUGGUUUUACUACAGUAUAAUGACAUCAGAUACUGAAAAGCAUGACGAAACACUGUGGGAAAAGCCAAAUCAGUAGUAUUGUACUAAUUGGACAAAACAUGUAUUUAAUAUAUAUGAAUUUAGAAUGAAUUUAGAAUUUACAUUUUGUUUUUCAUGAUAAGAAAUUCAAAGUAAUUAUUACACAUAGUCUUUUGAAGUUCUUGUGUUGAUUUAAAAUUUCUUUUUAAAACUUUAUCGUUAUUGAUAUAAACAAGUUCAAAAUCUAUUAGUUAUAUGUAUAGAUUAUAUUUUUUGUUUAUCAUUUUUUUUAGAGGCAGAAUAUAUAAGAUAAUUGAACUUG
This is a messenger RNA of Mytilus trossulus (common blue mussel), 1520 nucleotides long. Its product is annotated as inositol-tetrakisphosphate 1-kinase-like. The coding region runs from base 94 to 1134 and encodes 346 amino acids. Gene Ontology annotation, cellular component: cytoplasm. Gene Ontology annotation, biological process: inositol trisphosphate metabolic process. The record is from RefSeq and is a predicted model, not a curated record. The transcript has 10 exons. Gene Ontology annotation, molecular function: inositol-1,3,4-trisphosphate 6-kinase activity; inositol-3,4,5,6-tetrakisphosphate 1-kinase activity; magnesium ion binding. NCBI's taxonomy places the organism in Eukaryota, Metazoa, Mollusca, Bivalvia, Mytilida, Mytilidae.